CUAUUUUACUAUUUUGUACUGUCUGUUUUUUAAAUGGGCAGUGCAGCUUUAUUGUUUUCAUUUCUAAUUUUGUUUGUAUUAUCACACCAACUCUGGGCACUGUUCCAAUUACAAUUUGCAUGGCAGACACUGUAGGGAAGCACUUACAUAUAUAUAUUAUAUAUAUAUAUAAAAUAUAUAUAUACAUUUAUUUUUUUUUUAAGACUGUUACUGUGCUGAGUAUUUCCAUUAGUUUUGGGGUUGGAAAGUAAAGAAAUGUUAUGAGCAAAACUUGCAUGAAAAUUUCCAAUCAGCCCGUUUCCCUUAUUAUUAUUAUUAUUAUUAUUAUUAUUAUUAUUAUUUUAAGUGCCUUAUCUCCACUGUUUGCAGUAGGCAGGAGGAGUGAUUGUUACCAGAGUGUAUGAAGGUACUUUGCUUCGUGGGGAAGCUCUCAUCUUGUUCACCUGAUCAACCAGUAGGUUUUUCCUCCAGGUGGUUGUACAGGAGUUGUCCUUCUGCAGCUGCAUUCACUAAGGAAAACCAGAGAAAUUUUGCACUCAAAUUACACUUAUGCUCUUACACUCGUACUUGAAAUAGGUAAACUUGCAAAUCAAGCAGAUGUGAGAAAGGAAAGAAAAGACAGUACAUUGAGCUUGUAACAGAGCCUUGCAGUAGAAUCCUUGGACUCUGAAUCCUGGCUCUCUGUUUCUCAGCAUCUCACUGCCUUUGCAGUAAUACUUUUUGAAUGCUCUGCUCAGCUACUUUUUUUUAUAAACCAAUUGAUCUCUAAGACUGCAUCCUUUGCAACGCAAAAGAGGAACCUCAAAGCAAAAUAAUGCUUCUAAUAGUAAAUUAGUAUUAAAAUGUGUCCUCAAAUUAUCUUCUACAGCAGGGAAAGCAUAGCAACAUAAGUACUGCAUACCCAAUGCUUCUUGCUCUGCGACUUUUGUUCUGAGGAUUUAGUAUGGUUUGAGGUAGGCAACAGGCUUGGUGACAGGCUUCAGUCUAGUAAGUAAAAGAUUGUCUGUUUAUUUGUUUGGUUUUUUCCCAUAUAUUCAACACUUGCAUGCAAAAUUUAUGACAAACUUUCAAAGCUGUCUGGGUGGAAUUAUUAGAGCUGCUUUUUUGAAAGAACCAUGCUAUAAAAAUCAAGCCAUGUAUUCAGACAUCUAACUUUAGAUUUCUGCUUAUUCAUCAAAAUCGCAAGUGAUUUUUAAAACCACAGUUGUAAUUAACUCAUGGUUGAGUAUGUGCUAAUGCAAAAGGUCCAACAAGUAAUUCUGGAAGUGUAGAAACACCAAGAAAAUUCAAGUGUUUGGCAACUUAAUGUUACUAGUUGGGCUAUUUAUCAAUGCCAGGAUUUGAAGUGAACAGGCUUCCCAGUUGGGUAGUCUUUAUCUUUCAAAGGAACGACUGAUGAAUGAUGGUUUUUUGACCUGCUUAGCACCUCUUUCAUAGUACAGUGAAAACUCAGUUGUAUUGGAAACCGCUGGGAACUGACUGUGUUGUCAUACUGGAGAACUCACCCAGUUAAUGUGCACUUACACAUCCUCCAUUUUGUUCUUUGUUUUGAAUUGCAUGCUUAUAAUUUCUUCCAUAGCAAUCCAGUGCAUACUGCUUUCAGUUAGAGUUUUCUUUAAGAAAAAAAAAAACAAGCAAACUAAAAAAAAACAGGCAAACCAUUUGUUUUCAUUCUAUAAUUUGGCCAUUUCUGUUAGCGACUGCUGCUUAAAUGCAAUUUUGAUGUCUUUCCUAAGUAAAUGAAAUGUCCACAGAUGACAGAUGUCAUUUAUAAAGCUUACAUAGCUGUCCAGUGUAACAGCAGAAAUGCAAGAUGUACUUUGGCUUGUUUUCAGCAGGACACUUGUCAGUAGUUGAAUUCAGCUGGGGCUGGCGGGGUUUUCCUGUGAAAGCCAACUUCUAAGUAUUACUCUUCCUGUAAGCCUACCUACCUUUGGUAAUUAAUUUUGGUUUUUAACUUGUAUGUAUUUUGAUCAAUUACCAGUGGUUAUCUGUGGGUAGGGAACAGUAAAAAUAAUCAUUUCUUUAUUAACUUUUUGCAUAAAAGAGCUUUCGUUUUCUAUUUAACAGAAAAUGAAUUUAAUUUUAUAUUGGAGCACAGUGAGAUCAAAAGUUCAAGUUGAAAUUGUUUUGAAUGAGUAACACAACUGCUCCAUUAGGAAAUUUCAUAUCUGUUAAGUCUUCAUAGCCAUUAAGACAGGCAGAACACUUCUGAGAUUAGGGUGAGGCUGGAGAUUUAUAGCUAUACUGAUUAAAAAGACUGUGUGCUUUCAGUCCACCUGCAUUACUUUCCGUAUCUCAGUUAAAGAGGUAACUGUUGAACAAUUGAGCUGCAGCUCUUUUGUCACAGGGGAAGUUGAACUGAAACUCUGCUCUUCCUCAUAGGCCAAAAAAAAAAAAAAAGAGAGAGAGAGAUGGAGCAAAGCAAGAAGGGGCAGUUCUUGACUCAUGCACUCUUUUUUUUGGGGGGGGGAGGGGGGGCUCUGUAUGGCUAAAUGACAUAUGAUGGUGUAUGACAUAACACAUCUGAAGUAAUCAACCCAGAUGUUCUCUAUACUCAGUAGCGAUGUUGCUGUACUUUGCAAGCUGCCUGUAGUGUGACUGACUGUGUCAGCUGCUGCAGGAUGAGUUUUGCUGCAAAGAAACUCUCAGUGCUGUUGCAGAUUGUGCCAAAUGUCAGGUAGGGUAAAACACACCUUGAGUAACUGCAGAAGAAUCUUUCUUGGCAUGAACUGAACCUUACUUUGGUGACACUUGCUUACUUAAGUAAUAUCAUUAAAGUUUAUUGCUUGUUGUUGAACUCCAUAGAAGUGGAGUUUUACAUAUUAGCAAAGUAAAAAGCAAACAUAGGCACAUGCACACACAAACAUGCACAGAAGAACCUGUGCUGAAUAAAAGGCACUAUUUUAAAGUAUUAUUCCUUUCCCCCCCCCUCCAAUUACUGUUUUUUUUUCCUGAGCAAAAACACUGAACUGUCUCUCAGCACAUUGUUAACUUCCUUCUCUUCUGAGACUGCUAUUUCAUACUGUUUUACAAUGGGUGUUGCUGGAGCCCAAUGUGAUACUUGGCUCACUGGUGCUAAUAUGCUGUUGCUGUGUUCUGAAAGAGAAACAUUCAUGCUUGCAAAUGUCAAAAUUUCCUUGUUACUGCAAGGAGCAAGAGAUUAUAGAGAGACAGUUUAAAGUCACUACAUCAGAGAAGUGAGAACUGAAUAUCUCAGCAAAGUGAGUUUGGUUUGCAUUGUGUUCCUUCUGUAGCCUCUCAGGGUAUUUGCAUGUACAAAAUUUUGAAUAUUCACGUGUUAUCCCAAGUUUGCCUUUUAUCUCUGCAUGUCUGUCACUGCUGUAGAAGAAUGGACAGCAGCUGUUACUAAACCAGUUGCCUGGCUUUGCUGACUGAGUUGAGCAUGCCUACAUUAGGAAGGAACUGGGAGGGAUCACUAGAUUCCUUCAGUACAUAAAAAACAUUUUUCUUUAGGGUGCUCCUAAGCUGUUAAAUAUUCACACAGGUACUGAGUCAUGACAGAUGAAAUCUGUACUAGUUUUUUUCCUGUCAUGUUCUGUAGUGAACAUCAGAAGGAUUCUAGUUGACAACAACAAAAGGAUUAAGCCAUUAAGUAGUGGUGGUAGCAUGCACCUAUCAUGAAGGCAGACUUAUGACCACUUAAAUUCUCAGGACAACUUCACUGCCUGCACUGUGUUCAAACUGAGCACUUCCCUUAUAAUGAGGAUUUUGUAAAACUGAAUUCUUCACAAGAGUUAUUGCCAUGUAAUGCACUUUCAAAACUUGUCUAUUUUAGUCAUAGAAUGUCCAGUAAUCCACAGUUUCAAAGUCCUUUUGAGUAUGUUUUUGUAAACAAACAUGGAAUCCAUGUAAAUGAGAAGGUUGCCUUUCCUGAUUGUCAUGUCAAGAAAAAAAGUACAUUACACAGUAUGUCAAUGAAGUACAUCUGCUUGACAAAAUGUCAUUUUGUUUUACUGAGGAGUUGUAAAGUGUUUAUUUCCUUUAAGAACAGUAAGAAAACUGACUAUUUUAAUAGGAGAGGUUGCAAUAAAGCUUUUCACGGUUUUGUGUUGUCUUUGUGAAUGGUACUCCUGUUAACAGUUAAGAAAGCUCUUUAGCUAACGUAGUACUGAGUUGUCACUUACAGAGCAACAUCCUCAGUUUAGGAAGUAAGUUGGAUUCAACAGUUGCUGAAAAUUGACCAAACAGCACUUGAAAAGAUUACAGUGUUUAUAUAGCUUCAAAAAUGACUUUACUGCUAUUUCUUACAUGGAAUUUCACCUUAGUUCUGUGCAGGAUUAAGAUCUAAUGUUGGAGAAAGGCAUGUUGUCAGUUACUCUGAUAUGAUUCUACUAUUGUUUUGAGGGAAAGAAAAAGUGGUUCUCUUCUAAGCCCUUCCAGAAUUGCACUAGAUGGUCUUAACUGAGUCUGAGAUUCACAGUUGCAUUGUUUUUCCCUGCGUGUCUUUUUUCCAUUUUUAUUGCUACAUUUUCUCCUCUCGGACCAUGUGCUUUUCUCUUGGAAGUUUCAUAAAAAUGUGUAUACAGAGGGUAAGAGUGUCCAUCUCUACAGUAACUAUUUAUCCACUAUGUGAAAGCAUCUCCCUCUGUGCCAAGCAUUUAACCCACACAGUUCAAGAUGUGAAUUAUGUUACCAAGGUUCUUUCUAAAGCGAAUCAGAAAAGUUUAAUUAGAAGACAUAAUUGGUAAUAUGCUUUUAGUAAUUACUUUUUAAUCAGGACUAACAGCUUUAACAUUACAGUGCCAAAGUUGCCUGGGGGAAAAGAUGGCUAUCGCAAAUCACAUUAAAUAGGUGGAAAUGUCUGUAUCAUGCUGAGUUGUUUAAGAAUUUCAGUAUCACUUUUUAUUUUGAAGUAUAGAGGUUGCGUUAUAAAUAAUGCAUACAGAUGCACAAAGGAGUAUGCUUCUAGACAUACGUGCUCUUAUAAUGUCUUUGUGACUCCUCUUUUCCUGCGCUACAGACAUCAAGCAGAACUCACAAUACUGCCUUCAUCCUUGUCAUUGUACUCGUUAGAAAAGAGUACUAAGCACCACCUGAGGAUGCUAUCAGAGUGCAGACUGACCUGAGAGCAGUAAAGGAGAGUGGUCUUUCACUUUUAACACGUCACUGGAAAACGAUGUGGAGUUACUUGAGCUUGUGGUUGUGUGUGCAUGCAUGUGCAUCAAUGCCACAAUUUAAGAGUAUUCAAUGGUUAGAUAUUACAAUCCCUUUACUUCAUCAGAGAUCUUGACAUCUGAAUACCCAGCAAUAUAAAUGUCAAUAAUAUUUGUUCAGCUGAUUUUUCAAUACUUUGACUGGACUUUUCCUGUGAACGCCCAGCGAGAUUUGUCUUACAGGCAGUGUUAUUUUUAAUAUAGGUUUUAUUUUUAUAUUUAGUCACAAAUUAAUAGUGAAUCUGAAUGUAUCCUAUUAAAAAUCCAGCUUCUAGUAAUAGCAAUAUAAUAAUGGUCUGUUGUGAGCAUAGCACUUAACAGCUCAAUGCUCGUCAGUGCUCUGUGUAUUACUUGUGUGUACUUUUCAGCACUGUCUCAUGAAGACACAGAAUGGCAACUCUAAACGUUUAUUCAUUUGCCAACAUGGGUCUAAUGUUAGUACUGACUUCUUUCCUGAUUUGGUCUUCUCCUUAUGAUCUCAGAUCUGCAACUAUUUCAGCUGACACUUGAUAUUAAAACUGGUUGGCAUAAAUGCUCUGACCCUUCUCAGCUCUAUACGCAACAGUACCUGUGCCAAACACUGAUUUUAUUGACUACAGUGUUUUCCAGGACCUCUAAUUUUCUAAGACCCUGUUCUGAACACACUUCUGCUUCCAUUUUGUCCAUUCUUUUUUAAGUGUAGGUGCCAUAUAUCAUGGAGCAUAGGUGGCCAAACUGAUCCCUUUGAAGGGAACUAUCAGCAGAAGGGCCAGUGAACUCACUGAACUGGGAGACAUAUUUUAGCAAUUAUCUGUGGCUUCAGCAAGGAAAGAAACAUCUUUUCUAAAAGGCCUGGGGAGAUAGAGAAACUAAGAAAUAUUUCCCAAAACGCUGUUGAAGUCCUCGCAGCUGUUUGUGCUGAGGAGGAUUGAAGGCUUUCAUUGCUCGCUCCGGUCCGUGUCACGCAAAACUCCAUGCAAAUUCUACUGCUGACCUUUCUCGUGCCAAGCAAAACUGUUAUGUAUGCCGAGAGAGAACGUGAUCGCAGCGAAUGCCGCAGUUAAUGCUCAGCGCCCAUUAGCCCGGCGCUGGCCGCGCUCCGACCUCAUACCGCUUGUCAUUUGCUUGAAUUGCAGUGACAUCUGGUGGCACGCUGAGCGCUUUCUGUACAGCUGUUCUGCCAUUUAUAGCUCCCAUUUGCUUUCUUUCCCUUUUUAGAAAACCGGUGGGAUGAGUAUUUUAUUUACACGGUGCAGGUUUGCCUGCUGUGACGCGCGGUUUUCCCACACGGUGCGAUGCGGGAUCAGCACAGCCCCGUGUCGGUCACAGGUCUGUAAUUCUGUACUGUGCUCUGACGGUAAUGAAAAUGUUUUUUAAUUAAGCGCUGUAAUGCAUUACAUCGGUUUACCGAACUCCAUCGUGCUGGCUCGUUUGAAUUACACCCUGACAUCGUUGUUCUAAACGAGGGACGGCGGAACAUUAGAGGUGCUCGCAGCUUUGUAAGGCGAGGCGUGACCGCGCGCAAUGCACGGCUUCCCUCGGACGGCGCAGCCCUGCCCACACGCACGUCUCCCGCCGGCCGAUGCACUCAAAGCCCGGCGCGAGCCGCACCUUCGCGUCAGCGCUCUCCGCCAGCCGGCAGCCAACGAGCGCCGCCCAGCGGAAACCGCGCCUGUCCAAAGAAGGCGGAAGAGUCUUUCACAGUAAGAGGAAUCCGCCUCCCGCUCACAUCUCCGACGGCGAUUGGCUGCACGGGUCCACGAUCUCGGGCGGUGAUUGGGUGGGAAUCAGUAGGUCUGGGUGUGAUUGGCCGGCGGGAAGUGGCGGUUUUUUUCUCUCGCUGGCGGUGAGGUGAGAGCCGCCAUGUUGGAGGUUUUGCUGCUCCUUGGUGGCGCUGCGGGACGUUCUUUUCUCAGUAACGAGGCCCUGGGGACGUGCCAGUAACUGCGGGUGUUCAGGUGGUGGAGGUGUCCGUUGUACGUCGGGAAAGAAGCAUCUGGAAUGGUGGUUAUAUCGAAUUCUCUGGCUAGACAGGAGAUGAGAGAAUUGUGAGCUCAUCAGUUGCCAAAAUGGCAGCCAGGAGGGAGAUGCAGCAGUUUGAAAAGCUAAUUGAUGAAGUUACAAGGAAAAAAAAUUUUGAAUUAUUAGAACAAUACCUGGAAAGAGAAGAUUGUGAAAAUAUCUCUUACAAAUGCAGCAAACAGUUCGUCAGCAAGUUAGACAAGCUUCUGUGUCAGGAACUUGACAAACAAGAAAUCAAAAGUGUUUCAACUUUGCUAACUUCUCUUUGGAAGUGUGGGGAAAAAAUCAGCAUAGCAGGCGACAAUGGACUCCCAGCAAUGAUAAAAUAUGGCCUUGUUGGAAAGAUGGUUAAUUGGUAUGAAAAGUUAAAAGGAAUUUUGAUUCUCAGAGGAAAUGAAAAGAACAAAAUCAUUACAAAUCUGGCUGAAGAUUUCUUCAAUGUACUACUGAUUGUAUAUGACAGCAUACCUGAAGGUAAAAUGGAAAUGCUAGAAAACUUUGUUUUGAGAACUUGUACCAUCAUAACUGAUGUAAGAAUUAAUAUUUAUGUCCAACAAGAGGUAGUAAGAAAACUUAAUUUAAUGCUUGACAGCAUGCCUCGAGAUGCCAGGAAAAAGAUAUUUUCUACAGAGGAGAUGUUGCUUGUCAUGAGUGACAUGGGUAGGAGAAUUUUGGAUGCUGGAGACUAUGACCUGCAAGUAGCCAUCACAGAAGCUUUGUGCAGAAUGAUACCAGAGAAACAAAGAAGAGAACUGGCAUGCCAAUGGUUUUCCAUGGAGUUUGUGUCCAAUGCAUUUAAAGGAAUUAAAGAUUCAGAGUUUGAAACAGAUUGCAGAAAAUUUCUUAACCAGGUGAAUGGCAUGCUUGGAGAUAAAAGAAGGGUUUUUACAUAUCCGUGUUUAUCAGCAGCUCUUGAUAAAUAUGAGCUACAGCUCCCGUUGGAUGAAAAUCUUGAAGAAUUUUGGAUUGAUUUCAAUGUUGGCAGUAGAAGUGUAUCUUUCUACGUGGCUGCUGAUAAUGCAGAUCAGCAAUGGGAAACAGUCAUCAUACCAGAGGAAGAGGUAGACCUAUACAACCUUGAAGAGAAAGAUUCAAAGAAAUUAUUAACAAUAGAUUUAAAAAGCCCAAUGAAUGUGGGAAAUCAAGAAGGAAAGAAAUUUUUUUUAUACUUUGAUUCUAUCUUGGAAAUCGAAGAUGUAGCCAGAAAGAUUUAUGGGUUAAAUAAAUGUAAGGAAUUCAGUAAGAAGCAGUCUAUGUCAGUUGCUAAAACAACAGUGCAUAUCAUCUUUGAUGAAAGCGGAUCACAGGUUCUGGUGCCAGAAAGUCAGUUGUCACCAUGUUUGGAAGAAAAAUCUGAAGAUGCCAAAUUCAGUAAGUCCAAAGCACAGCAACUUCCUGGAAUUCAGAGAUCUUUGAAUAAAAACAACCAAGAUAAAUGCAAAGAUGAUUCCUGCAAGAUCACCACGUCUUGUAAAAGGAAAGUGUCUGAAGCAUCAGUGCUUAUUCCUGCAACUGCAAGAUUUUCCACACGGAGUCCACUGGUAUUUCUUAGUACAUCCACUCCUUCUAAAGGACGAUGCAAGUUACCUUUGAAAAUGAUGAGCUCUGUUGAAAGGUCUAACAGUAAUGCAGUAAACGGAACCAGAACUAAAAAUUUAUAUCAGGAGCUUACUGAAAAUGGGCAAAGAUGUACAUCAGAUAAUGAAUUUUGUGAAACAGAGCAGAAUACCAGGAAAUCAAAAAUCAGAGAAGAGGCAGAACUACCAGAAAAGGCCACACUCCCUACAGUAGAAGUUUCAAAAUUUUUACCAGAAGCAGAAAAUGGAACCACUGAAAAACAAACUUUAGAUAUCGUUCCUGAUUCCCAGCAAACAGGGAGAAGCAACAAACAACUACUGCCUGGUCAUUUGAAAAGUUCUUCUGAUAAAAAAAGAACAAGGAAAAAAAGAAUGUGUUCUGUCCCUGAGAAGAAUAUAGCAACUGGUGACAGACAAAAGCUAAAUCUGUCAUUGGAACAAUCAUCUCACACAGCUCCUAUUCUUAGUGAAAGAGCUAUGAAACAUAAAACUUUUUGUUCGGUUUUUGGAAGUGCUUCUCCAGAUAAACAAAUAAAUAAAAGAAAGCAACAAAGAAAUGGAACUGAAAUCACAAGGGAAGAAAACUGCAAAGUACUGAGUGUGCCAGAAACAUCUUUGCAUUCUGAUUUUACAAAACACUACAAUACUGAAGAGGAAGCUGACGUUCUCUCAAGAAAGGAGACUGCAGGUCAUGAAAAGCCAAAAAUGAAAAUAAAAUCUAAAGAAAUCACAGAUGCAACAAAAUCACUAAUUAGUAAAAUCAGUGACAGAUAUAAAGAUGAGAAGAGCAAAACAAGAGACUCUUUGGUUUUCAACAGAUCGUGUCCAAAUAAAUCCUGUUUCAGUGUCAAUAAGGAAAACAUUCAGAAUAGAAAUCGGAAAUCUACUACUUGUCUGGAUACGGCUGCUGAUCAUAGCGUGUAUGAUGUCUACAACUUCAACGUCAGUGUGUUUAAUGAGCCUACAAUAAAAGUCGGAAUCCAAGACUGCUGUGCUAAGGAAGCAAACACUCAUACAGAUCCAAACAAAAAAGAGAACCCAGGUGAAAGUAAAACUAGCUCUGAAAUGAAAUCAGGAAGAAAAACUAGAUACAAUCAAAGCAAAAAGCAUUUUUUCAGUGACACAGACACAGAAUACAGAGGAGAUGACAGCAAGACAGACAUCAGCUGGCUACAAAAAUCCAAAGCACCAUCUAAGCCACAGAUAAUUGAUUACAGUAGAAAUAAAAACUUAGGGAAAUCAAAAAGAGAAGGCAAAAAGAAGUUCUCUGAACUCCCUUGCUGGAUGGAUACGCCCAAAGGCAAAACAGCAAAAGAGAAAAAGCUAACAGAACGUAAAAAACAAAGUUCAGUAAUUGAUGACAUGAUGGAACAAACCACCAGACCAAAACGACCUAAAAGAGCAGUGCAACCAAAAAAUUACAAAGAUCCUUCCAGUUCAGAGUCAGGAAGUGAAUUUUCAGCAUGUACCUAUAAGAGGGAAAAAUCAAAAGGACAGAAAGGUGUGAAUGAGAAAAACAAAAAUGUUAAUCAUCAGAAGGAUCUCCAGAAUUUGGUGGAGCCAAAGACAGCAGCAAACUGUGUAAAUAAAGCAUUUAUUAAAUCAAAGAACUCUACAGAACAAGAGGAAAUUGAAAUGUCUUCACCUGAGAGUCCUGCAUCUCUAGAGACAAUGAGAUGUGCUGAGAGAACAUUAGAGGGAUGUGUUACUCAGGACCAUACUUCUAGUGAGGGGUCACCUGGUCUUCAGAAGUCAACACCAGAAGAAAACGAAACAGUAGACUUUGAGAAAGGAAUCUCUCCAAGUAAUCUCUGUCUACAAAAGAAAAAUACUCAACAUACGCAUCUAAACCAGUCUCCUGAAAUGACUGUUACAAAGUUAACACUUGGAAAGAAAAGUUUUUCACCAGUUCUAACUGCUCCAUAUUUGCUCAACUUAACUUCAGUAAGCCCACAUAAAGCAUACUGUGGAAAAAACACAGAGGGAUCUGUAUCUGAAACAUGCGAUGCUGAUGAAAAUUUAAGUUUUAGACGUGGCUUUUCAGACAAAAUUUCUAUUGAAGGAAAACAACAAGACAUUACUAAACCUGUCAUGAAAAAGAAAGGAGAGGAAUUAUCUCCAGUAUCUGUGUCCACUGGAAGUGAAGUACAGUCUUGGAGUCAAGAACCUUAUGGCCCUGCACAUGAGUCAGGGCCGACUUCACAUGUAUUUCUCAAACGAAAGUAUCAGCGAGAUACAGAAAGCCGUUCUGAUGAAGUAGAAACAAGCAAAGAGGAGGAAAAGAAAAGAAGCAGAAGAAUAAAGUUACAGCCUAGGAAGUUAUUUAAAACAGAUGAAGCUGUUACUUACAGAGAGUAUGAAAAUUUGUCCUCUGUAUCUGUAAGUGAUCCAGCUGCUUUGGAUGUGGACAUCUGGGAACCUGGUUGUUCAACUAUCGAUAUAUGUCAGAAGCUCCAAAAAGAAUACACUAAGAAAAUUGAGAGCCGUUCACGGAAAAUGGAGCAUUUUGCAAAGCAGUCAUUAAGAGCUGCCAACCAGCAUUUGACAACGUUGAAUCAACAGCUUCUUGAAUGCAGGCUCAAGCAGCUGGACAGAUUUCAUAUUGUUAUUCUUCAGGAAAUUGAGAAUUUUGAGAAAGAUUCUCAGUCCCUGAAUAACAUGGAGAAAGAAUUACUGACUUUUUGGAAAAAAAAUAAGCAUACUUUCAGUACGUUCAUGAAGAAUGAGCAGCAGAGGCUGCAGAUCCUUAAAACAUCCUUUGAAAAGAACAUCCACCAUAGUGUUGACUAUGAAGAAAGUGUUUUUACUUCAGAGGUGCAUCUGAUGAAAGAAGACAUGAAAGGACUCCAAGAGAAAUUUCUUAAAGAAAUGCAAGAAGAGGAACUGAUUAAUGUUCGCAGAGGAUUGCAGACAUUAUUUCUAGCAGAAGAUGGAAAAUUCUGAAGUAGUACUUCCAUGUACCUUCCUGAAAGUCAAGCUCAAUAUAAACACUCAUUUUCAAUAUAAAAUUUGACUUUUUUUUACUCAAGGAAACUACUGUAAUGAAAGCAUAUUUUCCUUAAUAAAGUUGAAGUCUUUUUA
Tympanuchus pallidicinctus (lesser prairie-chicken) is the source of this 11836-nucleotide messenger RNA. RefSeq names its product synaptonemal complex protein 2 (gene SYCP2). The transcript has 46 exons. Lineage: Eukaryota; Metazoa; Chordata; Aves; Galliformes; Phasianidae. Bases 7226 to 11698 code for a protein of 1490 amino acids. The record is from RefSeq and is a predicted model, not a curated record.